AUGGCUACAAGAAUCACCCUCAAGGCUACCCCAGGCUAUCCGGAAGAGCUAACGCUCUCCACAACCUCCAAGACACCAGAAAGCCCUACGAAAGUGCAAAACCACUCCAAGCAUGUUCUUGUCAUUGGGGGUGGCGUUAGCGGCCUGAUGACGGCUUGGAUCCUCCUUGACAAGGGCUACCGCGUCACCAUUGUGUCUAAGGAAUGGGCCAGUUCUGCGAAGCCGUUGACGUCGCAGAUUGCUGGGACUCUGUGGGAGUACCCUCCUGGUGGGUGUGGGAUCACUGAGAUUGAGACCCCGUUGUUUGGGUACUCGACUCUGGAGCAGUAUCGGGAGUGGGCUAUGCAGAGUUUUGAGUUCUAUCAGAUGAUGGCGGACCGGGAUGAGCUUAUGGGUGAUGGUCCGGAACGGAUUUCUGGAGCUGGGAAGUUUGGGGCGAAGAUGAAGACCUUGUUUCAGUUCUUUCAACAGCCAAUCGAGGACGAGUCCCGUGUCAAUAUCCGUGAUGACAAGCUUUAUGAAAAGUAUUUUGAGAUAAAGACACUGGAUGAGAGCGUGGAUUCGCCUUUCAGGGGCCAAUUGAAAGUCAAUUAUCACUGCAUGGCUGAUGCCAAUGGAGGAAGGAAAGUCAACUCACAGGUGUUGGCAGGUUUAGUGGACCCGAAGAAACAGUUUAGUGUUGCUUGCGCAUAUCAGCAUGCAGCUCCCAUGGUUGAUACCGAUGUUGCUAUGGCGUUUCUGAUGAGACUUGUUCAAAGCAAAGGGGCAGUUCUAGAGACUAGACAAAUCAUUGGUGAUCUCCGUCUUCAUGAGCAAGAGCUGCUGAGGGAAUAUCGUGCCGAUAUCAUCGUCAAUGCAAGCGGCAUAGGAGCUCAUGAGCUUGCAACCGAUACUCAGAUAUUCCCCGUCCGGGGAGCAGUCAGAAAGAUCAGGAGGCCGGAGGGAUACCCAGCGGACCAUGCGUUCCUUCUUCCGGCUCAAAUGAAUCAGGAUGGCUCGGUGAGCAAGACAGUCUUCAUUGUUCCUCGUAACGAUGAUAUGCUUGUCAUUGGCUCAAUCACUCAGCGCAACAACUGGCAGCUGAAUCUCUCCCUUGACUCUCCUGAAGUCAAGGCGAUGUGGGAACGGGCGACUGAGUUCCUGCCCGUCCUCAAGGAUGCAGACCAUGAGGCACAGUCUCUUGCACAAGGCUUGCGCCCCUUCUCAUACCUGAAUGUCAGGGUCUCCGCUGAUAGUCGAGCGAAUACACGCCGGAUCGUUCAUAACUAUGGCCACGGUGGGUCGGGAUGGACUCUUGCGGUUGGCUGUGCGAGGACUUGCGUACGUUUGGUCGAGGAGAUUCUGGACACAGGCAGGUCAGCAAAUGCAGGAGUAUGCAGGUUGUAG
Molecule: messenger RNA, 1386 nt
Organism: Aspergillus bombycis
Lineage: Eukaryota; Fungi; Ascomycota; Eurotiomycetes; Eurotiales; Aspergillaceae
Product: FAD-dependent oxidoreductase
Exons: 1
Coding region: 1-1386 (461 amino acids)
Molecular function (GO): FAD binding; D-amino-acid oxidase activity
Source: RefSeq, a predicted model, not a curated record